Theileria orientalis strain Shintoku is the source of this 717-nucleotide messenger RNA. Its product is annotated as plastid 50S ribosomal protein L21. The transcript has a single exon. The record is from RefSeq and is a predicted model, not a curated record. Bases 1 to 717 code for a protein of 238 amino acids. Gene Ontology annotation, cellular component: mitochondrial large ribosomal subunit; ribosome. Lineage: Eukaryota; Apicomplexa; Aconoidasida; Piroplasmida; Theileriidae. Gene Ontology annotation, molecular function: structural constituent of ribosome; RNA binding. Gene Ontology annotation, biological process: translation.
AUGUUUCUUUUAAUUUAUUCUAUCUCAUGUAUUAUAGGCUCUGCAAAUGGCUUUUCCGCAGUUUCACACACUCCUUCCAUCUCGAGCGCCACGCCCACAGUUGACGUGAACAAGUAUAAAAAUGUGUCGCCCGCCAUUGAUAGGCUCUCUAAGCUCGACGACGGCCGCGACAGAUCCGGCUGCUACGCCAUCGCACUCAUUUCCGGCAAUCCCAGGUGGAUUGAGAAGGGCAGGUACUACGACGUCUACCGCAUCCAUCAGCAGGUCGGCAAGAAGAUUUUCCUGAACCGCAUCGAGUUCUUCCACUCGCAGGCCGGCUGGUUCGUCAACGGCGAGCCUUACCUGCACAACGUCAGGGCCGUUGCCACCGUGUUGAAGCAUUUCAGGAGCCCCAAGAUGCGGACCGUCAAGUUCAGGUCGAAGAAGCAUUACAAGCGCACCAUUGGGAAGCGCCAGGAGAUGACGCGCAUCCUCAUCGACGGCUUUGAGGUGUUCAGGUCCGACGUCAGCUUCCUCACUCACGACCCUGUCAACUUCCCCCUCCUGAAGAUGCAGUUCGUCAGGUUUCCCAGCCUCGAGCUCAGGAGGAUGAAGCACAACACUGUUCGCGGCAUGACCAGGGAGGAGCGGGGCAUCAUCGGCGACUCUCCUCUGGAUCACUUCGAUCCCGUUUACAACAAGCUCGUCAUUAGGGAGCAGAUUAACAACUCAAUAUAG